Molecule: messenger RNA, 1350 nt
Organism: Jatropha curcas
Lineage: Eukaryota; Viridiplantae; Streptophyta; Magnoliopsida; Malpighiales; Euphorbiaceae
Source: RefSeq, a predicted model, not a curated record
GUACCGAACAGGGCACUCAGGUUGUCUCUUUCUUUACUAGUUUAUUACUGUUACAUCAUAAUACUGUUUUUUCCUGUUUUGGUUGAUUAUGGUGUUUCUGGGUGGGGCUGACAUUAUAAAUGCUCUGUAUAAAGCAUACAAAACUCCUUAAAUUCACAACUUUUGUCUUUGCUUUAGCUUCAGCUGUGAAAUUGUGCAGCCACGUUAUGGCCCAAAUCUCCACCGGAACUGUACUUUUAUUUCAAAAUCCCCUUCUUUUAUCCAAAUAGCACGCCAGAAAAGAUGCAGACUUUCUGGAUGUCCUUGAAGGAGAAUGUCAAUUGUGCGAGCAGGAUGAGUAAUGUGGUUAUCCUACCGGAAAAAUGCAGCGGGAAGAAGAAGAACAAUUCUCAGAAAGAAAAUUUAGAUAAACAGCUCAUUCGUCGAACCCCAAAAUCAGUUGGAGAAGUUAUCAAGGGAUUCAGCACAAGAACUAGGUAUUCUGAGAUAAAAAUUGGAGACCCAGCAAGAAACAUCACUGAGAUAAUAUUCCAAAAAGCAUCAACAAACCCAUCAAAACCAUCAAGGAAGAUCAAAAAGGUCCUGAAGGUGAAACACUCAUUUGAAAUUCUUGAAAGGUUUGAGAAAUACAGAGAGAAAGUAAAGGAGAGUGCUUAUAUGCAACAAAAGACACAUCCAAGAAGCACGGUAGAUGGGAACGAGCUUUUGCGAUUUUAUGGCACUACAAUGACAUGUUGCAGUGAAGAAUCAACAGAGGUUUCUGAGCUGUGUAGAGAUCCUACUUGCCAAGUGUGCACAACGAUUCAAUCUAAUUUUGAGACAGAGUACACCAAGAAGAAUGGGAUUCGAUUGAGUACAAAUAGUGAGGAUUUAAGUGAUAAUAUAAUUGAUUUCUCAAUGGAGAGAAUGGACAGGGCUGUAAUAGUAUGCAGGAUUAUUGCAGGGACAGUUUUUAACAGGGUUGAUGGGGUAAAAGAAGAGUGUGAUAGUAUAGGAAGUGAAGCUCAUUUUUCAAAGUCAGAAUCUUUAGUCGUUAGAAAUCCUAGUGCUGUACUUCCCUGUUUUGUGAUAGUUUUCACCUGAGAUUCUGAGAUGUACAAGUAAAUGUGUUCCUGUUGUCCACAUAAUCCUGCACUAUGAUAUAUCUAAAGUAAUAGAAAUUAGUGAAAUAAAAAUGUUUGCACAAACUAAGAAAAUAACUCUGUUUCCAGCAGUCCAAAGAUUAAAAUCUUUGAUCGCAGCAAAUAGUUAAAAUGUUCAGUAGCUCACACAAAUAAGGAGGUGUGCAGCCGCUACAAAAUGAGAGUUUGAUAAAAUAUAGAAUAAAGAUAUACAAACAAGAAACCAAUC